AUGGGUGGCGAUGGCGGCGACAACGCACGGCACUUUGGCCCAAUGUUCAACAAGGACCUGGGCCAGCACAUUCUGAUCAAUCCGCUGGUCUCGCAGGGCAUUGUUGACAAAGCUCGUCUGAAGCAGACCGACACAGUACUGGAAGUCGGUCCAGGAACCGGUAACCUGACAGUGAAGAUCCUGGAGCAGGCCAAGAAGGUGAUUGCGUGCGAGGCUGAUGCGCGCUUGGCAGCCGAGCUGACGAAGCGUGUUCAGGGUGGUCCGUUCCAGUACAAGCUGGAGAUUCUGCACGGCGACGUUAUGAAGCGCGAUCUGCCGUUCUUUGACGUGUGCAUCUCUAACACGCCGUACCAGAUCUCGUCGCCGCUGACAUUCAAGCUGCUGUUCCACCGGCCAAUCUUCCGGUGCGCUGUACUUAUGUUCCAGCGCGAAUUCGCGAUGCGGCUGGUUGCGCGGCCCGGCGAUGCGCUGUACGGGCGCCUGGCAGUCAAUUGCCAACUGUACUCCAAGGUCAGCCAUGUAAUGAAGGUAGGCAAGAACAACUUCAAGCCGCCGCCCAAUGUCGAGAGCGACGUGGUCAAGAUCGAGCCGCUGAACCCGCCGCCACCCAUUGACUUUAACGAGUGGGAUGGCCUUGUGCGCAUCGCGUUUUCGCGCAAGAACAAGACGCUUGCCGCUAACUUCAAGUCGACUGCCACUAUGGAGAUGCUCGAGAAGAACUACAAGACGUACUGUGCCACCAACGAUAUGAUGGUCGAGGACGACUUUGACAUCAAGGGCAAGGUGCUGGGCGUGCUAGCCAGUGCCGGGUUCACGGAGACGCGUGCAGCCAAGAUGGAUAUCGACGACUUUAUGAAGCUGCUGGUGGCCUUCCACGACGCCAACAUCCACUUCUGCUAG
Linderina pennispora is the source of this 900-nucleotide messenger RNA. RefSeq names its product dimethyladenosine transferase. The coding region runs from base 1 to 900 and encodes 299 amino acids. Gene Ontology annotation, biological process: rRNA methylation. Gene Ontology annotation, molecular function: rRNA (adenine-N6,N6-)-dimethyltransferase activity. The transcript has a single exon. Lineage: Eukaryota; Fungi; Kickxellomycota; Kickxellomycetes; Kickxellales; Kickxellaceae. The record is from RefSeq and is a predicted model, not a curated record. Gene Ontology annotation, cellular component: mitochondrial matrix.